CUUCCAGGACUCCCAGCACGACGGGGCGUCCCCGCCGCCCGAUAGUGGCCAGAAGAAGACUAUAGACAAGAAAGAUGGGAGACGCAUGUCGUUUCAAAAGCCAAAAGGGACUAUAGAAUAUAUCGUUGAAUCAAGAGAUUCUUUGAAUACUGUGGCCUUGAAGUUUGAUACUACUCCUAAUGAAUUGGUGCAGUUAAACAAGCUCUUUUCCAGAGCAGUUGUUCCUGGACAGGUUUUAUAUGUUCCUGAUCCAGAGUAUAUUUCCAGUGUGGAGAGUUCCCCUUCACUUAGUCCUGAAAGUCCUUUAUCACCUACAUCUUCAGAAGCAGAGGCUGAGAAGACAACUGAUUCAGAUGGAGUACAAAGGAAAGAAACAACAGCCAUACCAGGAUAUACAUGUGUUCGGUCUACAAGAGUUGUGUCAUCCACAUCAGAAGAGGAAGAAGCUUUCACAGAGAAAUUUCUCAAGAUCAAUUGUAAAUACAUUACUAGUAAUAAGGGAACUGUCACUGGUGUGCUCCUAGUGACACCAAAUAAUAUAAUGUUUGAUCCACAUAAAAUGGAUCCAUUGGUUCAAGAAAAUGGCUGUGAAGAGUACGGCAUCAUGUGUCCGAUGGAAGAAGUGAUGUCAGCUGCUAUGUAUAAAGAUGCAGAUGGCAAAAUACAGGAUUCAUUACCCAUUGAUGUAGGUCAGUUAUCUGUAAAAGAUCUCUGCCACUUCAAGAAAAUUACAAGAAGUAAUACUGAUGAAAUGGACUUAAGAAUGCGAGAUACAGGAAAUGAUAGUGCCAGCACUGCUCCAAGGAGCACAGAAGAAUCUCUUUCAGAAGAUGUAUUCACUGAAUCAGAACUGUCUCCUAUACGGGAAGAGCUUCUUGAUGAUCUUCGACAAGACAAAUCUUCUGGAGCUUCAUCUGAAUCUGUCCAGACAGUAAACCAAACUGGCACAGAAUAUGUAACAGAUAUUUCAGACUCUGCUAAUAAUACUGGGGGUAUAAACUCCAGUAGAGGACAACCUUUGAAUGAUGGCAGUGCUUCUGUUAAUGAUACUGUGGGGUCGAAAGCAGCAGAGAUAGCAAUAAAAGAAAUUCAGAAUAUUGUACAAAGAUCUACUGCUGAUGCUCAAGCACAACAUGGCACAUGUCAGGAACCUAUAGUAGGAGAUAUACUGGAGAGUGAGCAGCAUUUGCAUUCUGAAAGAAAUGAUUCUAAAAAGGGGGCUACAGAUGAAGGGAAAUCUCUGAAAGAGCCAACUCAAGAUUCUGAGACAGACAUAGAGAUGCUGCGGAAGCUUUGGAAGAGUCAUAGUAUGCAACAAACCAAGCAGCAAAGGGAUAACAUGCACCAUGAAGUGCAUAAAGAAAUGAAACACAAAAUGGCAACAGCGGAUGGUACUAUAGAAGGCUCUCUAAUGAAAGAGAAGAGAAGACAUCGAUUAUACAAGUUCUUGUGUCUCAGAGUUGGCAAGCCAAUGCGGAAAACAUUUGUAUCACAAGCAAGUGCAUUGAUGCAGCAAUAUGCACAGAGAGAUAAGAAGCAUGAGUACUGGUUUGCUGUGCCAUCAGAAAGGACUGAACAUCUGUAUGCAUUUUUUGUUCAGUGGAGUCCAGAAAUAUAUGCAGAAGAUACUGGAGAAUCAAGUAGAGAGCCAGGAUUUAUCGUAGUAAAAAAAAUUGAAACACAAGCUGGUGAAGAUUCAAUUAAUGAAACAGCUGUUAAAGAGUGGGAGGUAGUGUCAGUGGCUGAGUAUCACCGCAGAAUCGAUGCUCUAAAUAGUGAAGAACUACGUGCACUCUGCCGACGUCUCAAGAUUACUACAAGAGAAGAUACAUAUUCAAAGCAGGGAACAACUAUCAAAACCGAACUGGAGCCUGAGGCAUUUCGGCCAAAUCUUAGUGAUCCCAGUGAAUUAUUACAGUUGGAUCAAAUUGAAAAGCUGACAAAACACCUCCCUCCUCGAACUAUUGGCUAUCCAUGGACCCUUGUCUACAGUACUGCAAAGCAUGGCAUGAGCUUGAAGACUUUGUACAGAACUAUGACCGGCUUGGACACACCAGUACUGCUGGUUAUCAAAGACAGUGAUGGACAGAUUUUUGGAGCUCUAGCUUCUGAACCCUUUAAAGUGAGUGAUGGGUUUUAUGGCACAGGAGAAACCUUUCUGUUUACUUUCUGCCCAGAAUUUGAGAUCUUCAAGUGGACUGGAGACAAUAUGUUUUUUCUUAAAGGAGACAUGGAUGCCUUGGCUUUUGGUGGUGGAGGGGGUGAAUUCGCUUUAUGGCUUGAUGGAGAUCUCUACCAUGGGAGAAGUCAUUCUUGUAAAACCUUUGGGAAUCGCACACUUUCUAAGAAAGAAGACUUCAUUAUACAAGAUAUUGAAAUUUGGGGCUUUGAAUAAGAAUAAACUGUUAAGUACUACAAAAGUUUGUCCCAAACCUGAUACUGAUCAAUGCAGCUCAGAAAGCCCUUAAAGCAAUAUAAUGUAGCUUGUUUUGCAAUGCCUUUCAACAUUCUCUGCAUGACCAUCAAAAUGUAUUUCACAUCAGUGUGUUGGGGUGGAGCUGACUGUUCAGAUU
Python bivittatus (Burmese python) is the source of this 2573-nucleotide messenger RNA. RefSeq names its product oxidation resistance 1 (gene OXR1). Gene Ontology annotation, biological process: response to oxidative stress. Gene Ontology annotation, cellular component: nucleus. NCBI's taxonomy places the organism in Eukaryota, Metazoa, Chordata, Lepidosauria, Squamata, Pythonidae. The record is from RefSeq and is a predicted model, not a curated record.